CUUUAAUUAACCUCAUCAAAGUUAACCACCUUCCCCUUCCACACCUCUCUCUCUCUCUCUCUCUCUCGCUCGUCGCUUCCUCCUGCAGGCUCCGACCACGAGCACCGCCGCUCCCACUUCCCCGCCCGAAUCCGAUCCCCUCCCCAAAUUCCACGCUGAUGCCGUUCAGAUGGAAGGAUUAAUCUCGGAGCGGCCAUGCCCAUGAGCUUGCCGGGGAGGAAGGCCGCGGCUGGGGCUGCCGGAAUCCGGCGGUGGCUCAUCACCGUCGUCGUGUCGGUGGUGUCGCUGGUGCUGACCCUCGCCGUGAUAUCGCUCUCGGUGGCCUCGUCCCUGCCUCGGACGUCGCUGUACGAUUACCUCCCUGUCCUUGCUAAUGGCCUGGGGAAGCUGCCGUCUUCGGUUCAGCAUGCUGAUGGGGGCAAGAACGAUGCUGCAAUUGAUGCCCCAUUACACGGGGAAGUGUUGCAGGGUGGCCAGGAACCCUUGGUGGAGCAGAAUGGUCAGGGUGGUGACGUGAAUUCUAGCGAACGGUCUGUGCCUACAGGAACAACUGACAGCAAAGCGCCGGAUCCGGUUGCUAUCGGUGAUGCCACGGCGAAAACUGAUGAUGAUUCAGCAAAUGGGUUUCAAAGCGCUGAGCAAGGUACCUGUGAUCUAUACCAUGGGGAAUGGUUUCUUGAUUCUUCUGGGCCACUAUACACAAACAACUCUUGCCCUAUCAUUACACAGAUGCAGAAUUGCCAGGGAAAUGGACGACCGGAUAAGGACUAUGAGAAUUGGAGAUGGAAACCUGAACAGUGCACCCUCCCGCGCUUUGAUGCAUGGAAGUUCUUGGAGUUGAUGAGAGGCAAGACACUUGCUUUUGUUGGGGAUUCAGUUGCUCGGAAUCAGAUGGAGUCCCUCCUUUGCAUUCUGUGGCAGGUAGACGUCCCACAAAACCGUGGCAACAAAAGGAUGCAUAAGUGGCUCUUCAAGUCAACUUCAACAACUAUAGCUCGUGUCUGGUCUUCUUGGUUAGUGCACAGGUCAACUGAAGCGGUGGGGAUUGCUCCUAAGGGUCUUGAUAAGGUUUUUCUGGAUAUCCCUGAUGAGACCUUCAUGGAGUUUCUCCCAAGAUUUGAUGUACUUGUCCUCUCCUCUGGCCACUGGUUUGCCAAACGAUCAGCCUAUAUCCAGAAUGGGAAUGUUGUCGGAGGGCAGCUUUGGUGGCCUCGUCAAGCAGGAAAGAUGCAGAUCAACAACGUUGAUGCUUUUGGUGUCUCUGUUGAGACAUGCCUGACUGCUGUUGCGACCAACCCAAAUUUCACAGGUCUAGCUAUUGUGCGCUCGUGGUCACCAGAUCAUUAUGAAGGUGGAGCAUGGAACACUGGUGGAUCAUGCACUGGAAAGGUCAAGCCAUUGGAUGAGGUGGUGAGGAAUGGUUUUACCGACGUGAUGCAUGGAAAGCAGGUUACAGGCUUCAGGGAGGCAGUGAAGAAUGCAGGGAAACACGGUUCCAGGUUGAAAUUGAUGGACAUAACCGAACCCUUUGCCUUCAGGGCUGAUGGGCAUCCUGGUCCAUAUAGAAGUCCUGACCCAAACAAGAAGACACAAAGAGGGCCAGAUGGAAAGCCUCCACCUCAGGAUUGUCUGCAUUGGUGCAUGCCAGGACCAGUAGAUACAUGGAAUGAGAUGUUGCUAGAGAUUAUACGAAGAGAGUUCGAGAGAGAUAGAAGCUGAAGAAAAAACUUGCUGGCUACUUUGUCACAUAAUACAUUUCUGCCCUGCGAAACAUCUUGGCAUGUAUUACAUAGCAUGUUGUUGUUUUUACCACAGAUAGGAAGGAACAUAGCUUUGGGUACGUAAAAUUCACAAUAUUUUUUUCUGACACAUUCUUGGACAUACCAUUUCUUGCCAAAUUUUGUGGAGCUGAAAACCCAGUAGUGUAAACUGAUAUUAAGUGCUCUGUCUGUGUACUAGUCAGCUUGGUAUAAGAGAAUGAGAAUAUAGCAGGUGAAAAAGAGCUCAUCGUUUACU
This is a messenger RNA of Phragmites australis (common reed), 2016 nucleotides long. Its product is annotated as protein YLS7-like. Gene Ontology annotation, cellular component: Golgi apparatus. NCBI's taxonomy places the organism in Eukaryota, Viridiplantae, Streptophyta, Magnoliopsida, Poales, Poaceae. The transcript is spliced from 4 exons. The coding region runs from base 196 to 1719 and encodes 507 amino acids. Gene Ontology annotation, molecular function: O-acetyltransferase activity. The record is from RefSeq and is a predicted model, not a curated record.